CGAAUUGAUUGAAUAUAUUUUGUUUUAAGUAGUAUGUGUGUUGCUCGACAGUUUGCCGAGAGUAGUCUCAUAAUUGAAGCGUCUGGCCUGUAGACAUAACGUCCAUAUAAAUAGUAUUAUAAAAAUGGCGGGAAUACUAAAAAGUAUUGCCGAUUAUUACAAUUAUGUGAUAUACGAUUUAGCUGAUCCGAGAACAAAAGACUGGUGGGGUGUAUCUAGUCCGUUCACAGUGAUAGCUAUUGCAUCAGCAUACCUCUACUUCUGCCUGUCUUUGGGUCCUCGGCUGAUGAAAAACAGGCCAGCAUUCGAACUGAAGACUCUACUUAUGUUCUACAACAUCUUCCAAGUCCUGUUCAGUAUAUUCAUUGCUUAUGAGGGAGGUGUCUACGUAUUAUCCAGAGAAUUCAAUCUAGCAUGUGAUACAGUGGACUAUUCAGAUAGCCCUCGAGCACUUAGGGUAGCUGCAGCAACAUGGUUCUACUUCUUCGCGAAGUUCACGGAGCUCCUAGACACAGUAUUCUUCAUCUUACGGAAGAAAUACGACCAAGUCACCUUUCUCCAUGUAUACCAUCACACCUUAAUGUCAUUGGCUGUCUGGAUUGCGGUUAAAUAUUAUCCAGGUGGCCACACCACUUUGAUGGGUUUCCUGAACUCCGUCGUCCACGUAGUCAUGUACACUUACUACCUAAUCGCCGGACUCGGACCUCAGUACCAGAAGUAUGUGUGGUGGAAGAAGCAUGUCACUAAAAUGCAACUGACACAAUUCUCGAUCGUCUUCAUUCACAAUGUAUCAGUAUUCUUCUACGAGUGCAAUUUCCCAAAAUUUUUGAACCUUAUGUGCAUUGGCAACUGUGUUGCUUUCCUAUACAUGUUCGGGAAGUUCUACGUCGACAGAUAUAGAAAGAAUGUUAGGAACAAAUCAUUGCUGGAGAGCAAAAAACCUAAAACACCCGUAAAGAGCGAAUUGAACAACUUUGGAAUACAAAGAAAAGUUGCUGAGAAGACACGGUAAUAUAAAGCUACUUGCGUUAAUAAUAAGGAUGAAAAUGUAAAAUGUUUAUUACGAAUUAAUUGUAUAAUAAAAGACAAUAAAUGUAAGGGAUGUAUUUAUUAAUAU
Spodoptera litura is the source of this 1117-nucleotide messenger RNA. RefSeq names its product very long chain fatty acid elongase AAEL008004-like. Gene Ontology annotation, cellular component: endoplasmic reticulum membrane. Gene Ontology annotation, molecular function: fatty acid elongase activity. Gene Ontology annotation, biological process: fatty acid elongation, monounsaturated fatty acid; very long-chain fatty acid biosynthetic process; sphingolipid biosynthetic process. The record is from RefSeq and is a predicted model, not a curated record. Lineage: Eukaryota; Metazoa; Arthropoda; Insecta; Lepidoptera; Noctuidae.